Colletotrichum scovillei is the source of this 2453-nucleotide messenger RNA. RefSeq lists its product as uncharacterized. Lineage: Eukaryota; Fungi; Ascomycota; Sordariomycetes; Glomerellales; Glomerellaceae. The coding region runs from base 637 to 2052 and encodes 471 amino acids. The record is from RefSeq and is a predicted model, not a curated record. The transcript has a single exon.
CGCUUCACCUGAACUGGACCGGAGCGAAGAAAUUGUCUGCAAGGGACGCACCCUCAAGUUUCUAGACCAAAAACAAAAUGGCACAGCCUCCAGAGUUUCAGCCUCCGACCUUGACCGAACUUGGCGACCUCUCCACGCAGCCCGUAGCCGGGCCGUUCACACAUAAGCGGUCGUCGUAUCCUCCUCGGCCGGGCCCCCGGAAGUCUGAGCACCUCGCGUUAACUUGCCCUUAGCCUAUUGAUCUGUCCAAGAUCCGACCGCAAUUGCUCUGACCCUCUCGCCAGCUUUGCCGUGCUUGCGUUGGCGGACUGGCGAAUUGGCGUUACAAGGGCCAUGUUUCUAAUCUGGCCAAGGGAAAGUUUCCUGAAAUCGCCUCGCGUUUCCCUAAAGGCCCUUCUCCACGUCCGAUCAUUCACGGCUACGCAUCCCCAGAGUUGCGUCCCGACGCGCCCUCCCUCAGACGUGCCCGCCGUCAUGGACCAUAUCUAAUUGACCUCUCUGCUUUGUUUUCUUUUUUUGCGUUCAAUUUUCCUCUGGCAGACCAUUGCUCAGUAGCAAUACCCUCAUAUUCAACUGGCCGAGUUGCAGUGUCAUUCGUUCUUGUUUUUGUUCUUUCUUAUAUACCUUUUCCGAGCUAUGGCGUUGACUGUGAAGCAGCUCAAUGCGGAUGCUUCCUUCCUCCUCACCUUUGAGCCCAUUGUGCCCGAGUCACUUCCUGGCAUUGCUCCAAGGCCGUUUAGAAUUUUGAUGGAUCCGUGGAUCACGGGGCCUUCCACCAUAUUUCACUCGAUCCUGUCAACCGCAACACACAAGGAGUGCCCAUGCGUAUGCUCCCUACAGCAUCUCCCGGAGCCCGACCUCGUCAUCAUUAGCCAGCACAAGAGCGACCACUGUAAUGAGGCAACGCUCCGCCAGCUCCCGGCCAGCGGCACGAGGACGCUGAUAUUGGCGGAGCCAGCGGCGGCCAAGGUGAUUCGGAGCUGGAAGUACUUCGACAAGGAUAAGGUCUUUGCGAUUCCGCGGUGGGAGGAUCCGCAGGCCACGGGGAAGCAGACAGUUAUCCGAGUGAAGGUGCCUCCAUUCUUCCCGGGCGGCGAGCCGGGCGAGGUCACAGUCGCUUUCAUCCCGCAACGGAAGGACUUUAAGGGCUUGCACGCCGCCAUCGGCAUCACGUACCGCCCGCCGCCGACGUGGCCGCGGUUCCCGCACCUCAUGACGCCCCCGAGAACACCAGUCUCGCUACGGACCGCGGCCAGCGCCUCGUCCCUCCGGUUGGGAUCUGGAUCUCACCACCACCACCACCAAAAGACAAAGAACUCGUCCGCCUACCUCAGCCUGCCGACGCCGCCCGAGACACCGCCCAGCAGCCGGUCCUUACGCUCCGUCCGGUCCGCCGCGUCCAUCACCCCGGACACCCGCGACCGACGAGCCGUCUCGGUCAUCUUUUCGCCGCACGGCAUCUCGUACCGCUGCCUGGAGAAGUACGCCCACACGCAUCUCAAAGCCGAGGCCGCGCUGCCGCUGACGGCGCUGCUGCACUGCUUCGACACCGUGUCGAAUCCCUGGUGGCUCGGCGGUAAUAUCUCGGCGGGCAUGCCGGCGGGCCAGGAGACCGCGGCGGCGCUUGGAGCCAGGGCGUGGGUUAGCACGCACGACGGGGAUAAGGAUGUCAGGGGGUUGGUGACGAAGAUGCUGCGGACGAAGAAGUAUACCCAGAAGCAGGUCACCCAUCAUUCUUCUUCUUCUUCGGGGGAAAGAAAGCGCGGCGACAGGUUGGAUCGCGAGAGGGCUAGCGACCAGGACAAGAGGGACAAGGCCAAGGGGUGCAAGAGCACCGAUGUUCUCGUCCUCGGCGUGGGCGAGGAGGUCGCCAUGACGAGGGAAGGUGUCUGGAACGUCGAGCCCGGCGCGAGAGUUCUCUCCUCCCCUCCGCCUUUGUCUUCGUCGUCGUUGUCCGAGAGUCUGCUUGGGAACGGAAAGGGGUUAAAGGGGCGGGCGAGGGGACGGGGCUUGCCGCCGGUUGAUACCACGGCUAAAUAUGGGCCCCGUUGAUGGAAAAGACGUGACCCCGGUUUGCGGAGACCGGGGCGGAGUUGCAGGUUUUGUAUAUCCUCUCCCGGGUCAAACCCGGAUCUCUUUGUGUUUGGCCUACGGAUACUUUCUUUCAUUUGUUAUGUGAGGCAGCGAAGCGGGACACGAAAAAGGAGAUAUACCCAUCCUUUCUUUGGAAAGGAGAUACCAUCACAGGUAUAUAAUGAACAACUUAUUAAUCAGAUAUAAAUAGGAGUAGUCGGAUAAUCAAAGGAGGAUUCUGGGUCCAGCGGGAUUUCGGGUUAGACCUUUGGGGGGCAUUCUCGCCCAGGACGGCGAGGUGUCUCCUUUUGGUGCUGGGCUAAAGAAAGCCUCUGGGUUUGGGGAGGGGAGACUGAUAGCCAGCUGAGAGACACAGGAUC